CGGCAAGGUCACGUGUGUACACAGGCGCGCGCCAGUCCCUCCUGCUCCCGCAGCGGCCAGAGGCGCCAUGUGGAGCUGCGGCCCGCUCAAUGCCACAGGCCUUGAGGAUGGGCUGGGUUGCCCACAGCUUCGCCUGGCGCUCACGGCACUGUCCCUACUGUGCCUGGCGGUGGGUAUGCCUGUGGGGCUGGGCGGCAACGGACUGCUGGUGCUGGUGCUGGUGGGCGAGCGGGUGGCCGCCAUGCCGGACGUCUACUUCCUGAACCUGGCACUGGCUGGGCUGUUGCUCAGUGCCCUGGCGCCCCCCCACCUGCUGGGCCCAGGGGCUGCACGUUGGCCGCUAUGGCGGCCGGGCAGCCAGGCGCGUGUGGCGCUGCUGGUGCUGUUCAACGUGGCGGCGCUCGUCAGCGUCUACUCGGCGGCGCUACUGGGCCUGGACAGCUACAUCGCGCGCGCCCUGCCCGGUUCGCCAUUGCCCAGCGCCUACAACGCUCGGCAUGUGUGUGGCUUCCUGUGGGGCGGCGCACUGCUCACCAGCUUCUCUGCGCUGCUGGCUCACGUGUGUGGACAGUUGGCUGCCCGGCCGGCCGAGUGCGCUCGCCUGCAGGACUCGCGGCUGGCUGAUGGGCUGCUGGCGCUGGUGGGCUACCUGGUACCCGCACUAGCUGCGCUCUAUGCGCUGCUGCUGCUGGCCCGGCUGCGGAUGCGUGCCUCGUCCCUGGACCCCGAUGCCAGCCGCCUAGACCCCACCGCUCAGCGCCUGCUGCUGGCCACAGUGGGCUUGCAGCUGGGGCUGUGGGCACCGCAUUACCUGGUGCUACUCGGUCGCGUGCUGCUGGGUGCCCGUGGGGAGCUGCUGCUGGCCCAGGAUGCCGCCCGGUGCCUGGCCUUCGCCAGUGGGGCCGCCACACCCCUGCUCUACCGAGGCCUCAGCCCCACCUUCCCCCAUCAGCUGCGCAGGCUGCUGGCCAGGCUGCCCCUCAGACGCCGGCCCUGUGACCCAGAGCCCCCUGCCGUGCAGCCUGUGCUGGCCUAGACCCUGGGACCCAAAGCCAGCCCCCCAAGUGCUAGUCUGCCCUUCCAGGGCUCCCCGCCACGAAGCCCAUGCUGACCUAGGCCCCGGGACCCAGAGCCAGCCUCUCAAGUACCAGUCAGUCCCCCCAGGGCCCAGGACGCAGAGCCAUCCCACCAAGUUCUGGCCUGCAUCCCCAGGGCCCAGAGCCAGCCCAAGUGCCAGCUUGCCCCUCAAGUUCCGGCCUGGCCCCCCAUGGCCCAAAACCCAGAGCCAGUCUCCCCAAACUGCUGGCCUGCACCACGAAGUCAGUGAAUGGGAAGACACACCCCUAGUGCCCAAAACCCAGAGACCCCUGCACCUCCCUCCUGUCUGCCUGUGCCCCCAGAAUACAGUGUCUACUGCGAUUGUCUGUGACGGUAUCUGGUACCAGAGCCACGGUAUUAAAUGAAGGAACUAUG
Erinaceus europaeus (western European hedgehog) is the source of this 1473-nucleotide messenger RNA. It is a transcript of the gene GPR146, whose product is annotated as G protein-coupled receptor 146. Gene Ontology annotation, cellular component: membrane. The transcript is spliced from 2 exons. Lineage: Eukaryota; Metazoa; Chordata; Mammalia; Eulipotyphla; Erinaceidae. Gene Ontology annotation, biological process: G protein-coupled receptor signaling pathway. The record is from RefSeq and is a predicted model, not a curated record. The coding region runs from base 68 to 1036 and encodes 322 amino acids. Gene Ontology annotation, molecular function: G protein-coupled receptor activity.